Molecule: messenger RNA, 813 nt
Organism: Aureobasidium namibiae CBS 147.97
Lineage: Eukaryota; Fungi; Ascomycota; Dothideomycetes; Dothideales; Saccotheciaceae
Product: thioredoxin-like protein
Exons: 2
Coding region: 1-813 (270 amino acids)
Biological process (GO): regulation of G protein-coupled receptor signaling pathway
Source: RefSeq, a predicted model, not a curated record
AUGACCACAGCACAAGACGAAUACAACGAGCUUUUCCGCGACAAGUCACGCCGCACCCACCACCCAGAAGAUGAUAACGAGUCGAUUCCGUCAGAAAACGACGACCUCCUCUCCGACUAUGAUGACGAACCCUCGGCCCUGCCCAACCUACCCUCAAGAGACCAUGUCCCGCGAAACAAGUCAUAUUCCAACACAGGACCCAAAGGUGUCAUCGCCGAUGCCCAAGCAUUCGAAGCCGCCCGCAGAGAACGCAACUCAUCACCAAAAGCUGCUACACAAAACUACGCAUACACACCGAAUGUCGCCAGGCUGAGUCUGGACGGCAGGAGCAAAGGAAGUCAGAGUGGAAGUGACGUUGAAAGCGAGGACGAAUUCAUGGCUGAGUGGCGACAAAAGAGGUUGAACCAGUUGUCUUCGAAUGGACGCCAGGCGAGCAACAGUAUCGGACAACCCCGUAGUCGCGCAACCUACGGUGGCCUUGUGACGGUCGACGGCGAAGGCUACUUGGAUGCUGUGGACCGCAGUCCUUCCAACACAGUCGUUGUCGUCUUCAUCUACGACGACUCGUCCGAAGUCAGUUACAUGGUCGAGGACUGCAUGCGCCAACUGGCUCGCAAGCACAAGACAACACGCUUUGUCAAGAUGCACUACCUUGAUGCUGAGAUGGAGCCUGCCGGUGUCCCCGCUGUCCUGGCAUAUCGUGGUGGCGACAAAUUCGCAGGUCUCGUACCUGUCGUCGACGAGAUCUCCGAUGAUGCCGACCUAAGUGCAAUCACUCUCGAGAACCUGUUCCAAAAACACCAAAUCCUUUAA